Messenger RNA from Paramuricea clavata, 11760 nucleotides. The record is from the annotation of a GenBank genome assembly. NCBI's taxonomy places the organism in Eukaryota, Metazoa, Cnidaria, Anthozoa, Malacalcyonacea, Plexauridae.
GACACAUGUUAUGUACGUGCCAUCAAGUGGUGGAGGAAGUACAGUCAUUCGUUCCGCAACUAAUGCCAAGUUAGGUUACGAUGCUACUACAAGAAGACUCUAUGUUGUCGAAGGUAUAUCCUUAUUCUCGAUGAAACUAGAUGGGUCUGAUAGCCAGGGAAUGUUUGAAAUUGGAGGAGGCGUUAAAAGAUUCAGUGUGGAUGACAUUUAUGAAAAGAUCUAUUAUAUUGCCAGGGCAACUGAUUACACGAACUUAAGAAACUUUGAUGGAUCAAAUUUUACAGAAUUGCUUGGUAGAGGAAAUGAUGAUCUUACUGAUAUUCAAGUCGACUCUACGAUGAAGUAAGUAUGGUUCGGGUUGGGAUUAAUCCUAGGGUUGGAGGUUAGAGUUAGGUUUGGGAAUAACACUAGGGUUAAGACGCGUACGAUAGAAAUUUUCUACUUAUAUGAAAAUUUUACAUGGUACUUCAAAUAUGAAAUUAUAUCUGUGGAAUAAACUUUACCGUUUAUUGCACUUUGCCCCAAUGGUCUCGUUCUCAUGGUAAUCAUUUCCUUAUGUUUUGAACACAAUAAAGUUCAAUAGGCUUGUGAUUGGGCUUAAGAUCAAAGAGAAACAUAUUUGUGGGCUAAACAUCGGGCGCCAUGCUACAACAGGCAAAGAUGGAGACGAGGGUGUUGAGGAAAAAGUGGUUCCAAUAAACGAUAAAAUUCCACGUCUGAAAAUAACAAAAUAAACAUUUCAUGUGAAAUCUAGAAUUUGUACAUAUGAAAUUUGAUUUAGUGUAUAUAUUGUAUUUUUUUUCAUUAUCGUCUAGCUUGUUAUUCUUCGCCGCCGAUGAAUCUUUGGAGAGAGAUUUAGUUGUUUAUAAUAUUACCUCUGGAGGAGAAGCGAGGACAUUAUACAACGCCAACAGUUCAUCUAUCAGGCUGACAAUCGACAGACUGAACCAGAUAAUUUACUGGAUCAGUUAUAACACUGAAAGUAAUAGUUUGAUGUUGCGAAAGACAGACUACAAUGGCAACACUACGGUUAUUACCGGUUCAUUCGCACAAUCUGGACGACCUGCUAUUACCCAGAUUGGAGACUACUAUUACGUGCUUGAUUCAACUCAAUCCAUUAUUCGUAAAUACGAUAAAGCGACCGAUACAGUUGUUCAAAGUAUCACUGUUUAUGGUGGGGCAACUGAAAUAAUUGGCGCUAACGGUAAGGGUAUUAUUGGAAUUACGGUACUACACCAGACAUGAGUCCCUAAUUUCCUCAAUGUACUCCAUGUAUACUAAGCCCUUGAUGCCGUGUGCGGUAAAUCGCGUACCGACAUACUGGAGGGACGCCAAUUGGCACCUAGCCGACUGCAGACUACAUGCGGGAGCAUGCUGGAAAACUCAAUUCAAAUGAUUACUUUCAACUCAUCGCAGCCAAUGAGUUGGAAUGUUCUUUUUCGUAGUGCCGACUGCGAUAGGGUUUUCAUCGAAUUCAUCGAAUUUUGAUUUUGUACAUCAUGCAGGUUUUGUAAAUUCCGACGUGAUGUGAUUCUAAAGUCGUACUGCAAAAUAGGCUAGAAAACUUUCAUACGGAAGCUGUGGUCGUGUUGUUUAUUCUCGAACUGUUGCUCCGCGCGGGAGACGACAUCCGUACUCUACCAAGUUCAUGUCCAAAUUAAUAUUUAACCGUAUUCUAUGCUAGACUAACUUAAAGUAGCUAAUAAUAUUACGAUCUGUUACUUUUUUCAUUUCAGCCAAGAGCCACACACAUAUUGUAGUACACUGUUUUUCUUCUGAUAAUAUACCUCAACGAAAACUCAUUCAGCUAACCUCAUGAUACUUUUUUUCUUACUAGACCUGGACGAGUGUACCCAAGAUCCCUGUGAUCCAUUGGCGGACUGUACAAAUAUUAUUGCCGGAUAUUCUUGUGUUUGCCAGUCUGGUUACACUGGAAACGGGAGUGUCUGUAACGGUAGGUCGAUAAUUACUAUUAUUGUUAGUAUACAGUAUAUUAAUAAUAUACAGUCACACCCAUUGCAAAGUAUUAGUUGCGGCAAUGUAGCGAUAAUAUAGCAAAAGCAAUAAGUGUAGGUUAUUUUGAGGCAACGAGGGGAUAUGUGAUUUAUUCGCAGAGGCGCUCAGCGCCGAGGUGAAUAAACACAUAUCCCCGAGGGGCCUCAAAAUAACGUACUUAUUUUUUUCACAUUGCGAGGUCGCGUUAGUGAAUCAGAAUAGAAAUAAUUCUUAAUGCCAUAUUGCCUUCGUGACGUUGUUUUUUCUCAUUUUUUGUGCUGCAAAUUAAGACAUUGCAGGGGAAUAUUAGAGGGGAUUAUUAGAGGGGAUUAUUAGAGGGGAUUAUUAGAGGGGAUUAUUAGAGGGGAUUAUUAGAGGGGAUUAUUAGUGGGGAUUAUUAGAGGAGAUUAUUAGAGGGGAUUAUAAGAGAGGAUUAUUAGAUGGCAGCAUUUCGAGGGUGUAGCUCUGUUGGGGAAGGGCGCGCAAGUCGGCUUACCACAAACUCCACCAUGCUAGAAUGGCUCAUAUGUAAUGUAACAUAGGCGUUAAUGUGAUGGCUCAUAUGUAAUGUAACAUAGGCAUUAAUGUAACAUAGGCGUGAAAAAUUUUUUAAACUUAUUAAUGUAUAGAUAACUUUUUUGUAAAUCUGAUGAAGCUACCGUGCUUAAAUAAAGAUUUGACUGAGUGACUGCUCAAACUUAGGGAAGCGUCCAGUGAUCUUUUCAACAUGUGCAAACGAUGGCGAAAAUUGAGCAGUUCAACGCCAUCCUCCAGUAGGGAUUCGUUGCACGAACCUUCUCCAAAAACGUCGAUAGCCCCAUGGUGCGAAACAUACAUGAAUUAAGAAGUGCAAUCAAGCAUGCUGAUUGCCGCGCAGUUGAUUGAUUCUUAGCAACAAUUGGAAAAUUUUGUACACUAAUCGUCAGGAUUGAAGAAGCCGCAGCUGAGACAAUGCAUGAACUUGGCUCCAACGCUUGCUGGUUGCUGACUGCUUGCUGAUGCUCAAGUUUACUGAUACAUGGUCAUGGACUGGGCCUACAGCCCAAAAUCAGGGGUUUGAAAACGUGGUUGCAUGGUUGUUGAGACAGGAGGUUACACUACGAGAGUAUCGAUUGACAAAUGUUAUUGCGGAAUGCGUAUGGUAACGCAUUCACCGUCGCCUACGAUGAAUUUUCUGAAGAAGGUGGAAAAGAAAGCCACAUGUUUGGUAACAAUGUGGACCACGUCUUCACAAACCAGGUGAAAUAAAUAAUCCGAGAAGUACCAACGUAAACUCGAAGUAAAAAGACAGGACGGGUCAACUUGUUCGGCCGCAACCGUAGCAGUUAAAUUAAUUUGAUGCUAGCCCGCUCGAAAAUUCAGCGAUAUUUCCCAUUGAAGUGACGUCUUGGCUGGUUGCAGGCAUUGACUAACAGCUGGAGAUUCGUUGUUUAAAUGGCCAUAACGCUAUUGGUUGGCCGCCAGCAUGCAUAACUGAAAGACAUGAAUCCGUGUUGCGUACGUAGCAGUUUUGCGAAAAUGAAGGGAAAACAUAUGAUAAUGGCUGCAUUGUGCUGCAUUGAGUGUAGUCAGUUGCUGUACUAUAUUGUGUUCUUGUGUAUGAAGUUCGCUCUUACUAAAUGAGAGUUGAAAUAAAUGCAUUAAACUUAUAAAAAAUACGCGGAUUUUGUAGGAUUUUCUUUCAAAUGUGCAGGCAGAAAUUCAGCUAAAAUUUCAGCGCGGGGAAGAGACCAAAUUUCACAAUCUUAAUUCAAAAACGAAUUGAUCCAUAUAUCAGGCAAGCUGAAUGACUGCCUCUUUCGUUUGGUAUUGUCACGAACACAUAAGUAAGAAACCUUCCAAACACUACAGAAACAAAUACACCCAUUCUACUUGAUCAAUUCACAUAUUUUUGUUUCUUGCAGAUAUCGACGAAUGUAUUGAGCUAGAUUCCAACCCCUGCUCAAACGGCUCCUUUUGUGUCAACGAAAAUGGCACAUAUCGCUGCGAAUGUAAUCCCGGUUACAACCACAAUGGCACACAUUGCAAUGGUAAGUAUAUUUAGAUAUAAAGUAGGACACAUCGGGCGUAAUGCAACCUAAUCGGUUACCCAGACACGUUGUCAGACAAUCCGGUUAACCGGUUAAAUGUCAGCGUUCUCCCCUUGACGAGCAAAAUCGUCUGGCGUUUUAAAGUGAGUAUAAAAUAAUAAUUGAAUAUUUGAUUGAUUGGUUAAUUAAGGAACUACGAACAAUUUUGGCCCAAGGUGGUUAUCACACUGCUCACUAUUCAGGCCACAGCUUUAGAAUCGGAGCGGCUACCACAACUGCGUUCGAAGGUUUGCCUCAUUGGCUUAUUGAAACGCUAGGAACAGGGUCUUCCUAUAUAUUGUUACCUCAGAUAUAUUCGUUCGCCAAUCAAAGUCCUUACAGACGUUUCGAAACGAUUGAUUGCGGAGUGAUUGCGCUGGGUAUGGAAAUUAUGAAAUACACACUCGAGAGAACAUUUUCUACUUAUCAUAUUACGGAGUGAACAAUAACACAACAUAACAUAACACUUGCAGAAAUAGUAUGGUUCGAUGCUGAAUUAAUAUAAACUAGUAUGUUUAUGACAUUCAGUAUAUAGUUCAUAAUUUCCAGUAUUAAAUCCGUCUGACCGUGUAGUUCAGUUGGUAGAGCGUCGAUAUAGUAAUUCGAAGGUCGCGGAUUCAAGACCCAGCCGCAGCAGACAAUAUCUUUCUGCUUGCGCUGGGUAUGGAAAUUAUGAAAUACACACUCGAGAACAUUUUCUACUUAUCAUAAUUAUUACGGAGUGAACAAUAACACAACAUAACAUAUAUAUAUAUAUAUAUAUAUAUAUAUAUAUAUAUAUAUAUAUAUAUAUAUAUAUAUAUAUAUAUAAAUCAAUUUAAAAAUCAGAGACUAUGCAAUUCGACCAUCAAUUUAUUAAAAAAACUAAAACAUACUAAAAUAAAAGCUUAAAAGUUAAAAACAUUGCGGUCUUCAACAGAACUGCCGAAAUGUUUUUAACUUUUAAGCUUUUAUUUUAGUAUGUUUUAGUUUUUUUAAUAAAUUGAUGGUCGAAGUUGCAUAGUCUCUGAUUUUUAAAUUGAUUUAUAUAUAUAUAUAUAUAUAUAUAUAUAUAUAUAUAUAUAUAUAUAUAUAUAUAUAUAUAUAUAUAUAUAUAUAUAUAUAUAUAUAUAUUUAUUAACUUUACAACCAUACAUAAAAUAGACUAAAAAACUACAUAAUAUGGUUGAAGGUAUGGUCAACAGGACAUGAAUAGCCCCAUAUGAAGACCAACCUUAAUGAAAACAAACUAUAACAAACAUAAAUCAAAGACGAUAACAAGUAUAAAAUUUACAGAAAACAUGACGAAUUACGAACAACAGCUUAAGUUGAAAGAGCGGCACUUAGAACAGAAGGUUUUCCAAGUGCGCAUUCUGUUUACAUCGAAAGAUGAAUGAAGCAGAGAAGAGUAAUGAACAGUUAGUCUGUUUUUAAAGGAGGAAACGGAUGAACUAUUACGAAUGGUAGGAGAGAGAUUAUUCCAAAGAAAGACAAUUCGGUUGAAAAAAGAGUUCCUAAAGAGAGAAGUCCUGCAAUGAUUGACACGAAUCAAGUUGUCCGAACUUGAACGGGUGUGAGACGAGCUGCUUGAAGAAAAAGUGACGAAAGAGGAGAUAUCUAGGUCGAACAGACCGUGCUUACAUUUAAAAAAGAAGACGAGAUCCUUUAGUUCCAUCCAGUAGGAUAUUGGUAAUAAAUUAAGCUUUUUAAGGCGUUCAGGAUAUGGCAACUCAUAAUCCUGAAGGAUAAAUUUACUAGCUCGUCUUUGAACACCCUCGAUGAUCAAUAUGACUACCAUAUGACAGAUGAGAUCGGACGAGAGCAAGAUAAAGAAGCCUACGGCAGCGAAUAUCAGACAUUUGCGUACAAUUCCUACGAAGAAAACCAAGCAUACGAUUGCCUUUUGCAGUGCAGCUGGCGAUGUGAGGGGACCACUUUAGGUCAUUGCUGAUAACAACACCCAAGUCUACUUGGUUAGCUAUGCUCUUAACUGGAUCGUUGUUAAGAAAGUAGCAAUGAGUUGGAGGGUUACGUUUGCGAGAUAUCCUAAGUAGGAGCGUUUUCGAGACAUUAAAUUUCAUUUUCCAGUUAAGUGACCAGUUGGACAUAGCGUCCAGGUCAAGCUGAAGGAGACCACGAUCAACUGGUGAUCGUAUAGCACGAUAACACUUGCUGUCAUCAGCAAAAAGUGCAACGGUACUAUUAUUGGUUACCUCGGGAAGGUCAUUUACAUAAAGAAUGAAUAAAAGUGGACCUAUUACACUACCUUGUGGCACCCCAGAGGUAACAUUAAGAAAAGAUGAGGAAGCUCCUUCAAUGACAACACACUGUUUGCGAUCACGAAGGUAAUCAGCAAACCAGUUAAGAAGUGGACCUGAGAUUCCAAACGAUUUGAGUUUGAACAAAAGUUUGCUAUGGGACACCGAGUCAAACGCUUUAGCAAAGUCGAGAUAAAUCAGGUCUGUUUCCUUUCCAGAGUCAAGAGUACGACCAAGGUCGUGAAGUACACUCAAAAGUUGAGUAACACACGACCUUUUACAACGAAAGCCGUGUUGAAGGUCGUACAAGGAGUUUUCAACAAAAGAAGAAACCUGCCUGAAAAUUAAACGUUCGAGAACUUUUGAGACUUGAGAGAGUAAGGAAACUGGUCUGUAGUUAGUGACCUCAUGAGUGUCACCCUUUUUGGGUAUAGGCACGACAUUAGCAGCUUUCCAUUCAGAAGGAAAAACACCCUGCUGAAGAGAUAACUCAAAAAGAGCAGUCAAAGAAGGGGCAAUUACCUCAGAACAUCGCUUUAGAAGGUAAGCUGGAAUACCAUCUGGACCAGUAGCCUUAGAGGGUGACAAAUUGGAUAACAAAGACUGAACGUCGGAUUCAGAUACGUUUAAUGAGUCAAGAGAGUUGGAAGCUGGACUAGAGGGGGUAUAAGGGGGUGAAGAACUUGUGUCAGAGGUGAAGACUGACGUAAAAAAUUUGUUAAAGCCAUCCGCUUUUUCUGACCUUUAUAUAUAUAUAUAUAUAUAUAUAUAUAUAUAUAUAUAUAUAUAUAUAUAUAUAUAUAUAUAUAUAUUUAUAUAUCGUUUGGCAUUAACCAUACCAAAUAUCAAAAGUAUACAAAGAUAUAUAUAUAUAUAUAUAUAUAUAUAUAUAUAUAUAUAUAUAUAUAUAUAUAUAUAUAUAUAUAUAUAUAAUUAACAAUUAUGCCAUGAGCUCGAGUCGUGUAUGAGCCGACAGCCAUCAGCUCAUAUACGACGGGAGGGAAUGGUAUAAUUGUUUUAUAAUAUAGUCUAAUAGUCAUUAGUAUAAACCUACUAAUAGGCUAUCAUGUAUCGUGCGUUCUGAUUGGCUACGCUGCUAGUAGGCUAUUAGUGAUAGCCUACUAGUAGCAACAAGCGGCGAAGGGGACGAGAAUCAAUGGCCGUUUUUAAGAACUAAAAGCUGCAUUUAAAGGGGAAAAGUUUAUCAAAAUGGCCUAAUUUUGGUUCUGGAUUACACACAAACAAAGACUCUUGGAAACUGCUGACAAAUGCGGUAAAAUUUUUAAAGUUUUUUCAAGUUUGGUCGUUGUUUUGAACAUGAAAGUGACAGGCGAUUUUUUAAAAUAUGUGCACAAUGUUUCCUUAUAUUCCAAGCAGAAUCGUUGAAAUUCAACAAUACUUUGUCUUUGUAGCUAUUUACCCCUAUUUUCUCAACCUCUUUAGUGUGUGCUUGUAUAAGUACGAGUUCAUGUAUUUAGCUGUCAUUUUAAAGAGUUUUUUUUGUUUAAAUGUUGAGAUUUUGGCCGAGUUUGUUUUUCGCCUUUUCGAGCCUUUUUAAGUCGAGUUUUUCGAUUAAACUUUAAUCUAAACUAUUGUCUACAUAUGUAUACUAGAUUAUGGAAAUGCUUUGCCUCUUUAUGUUCCAGAUAUUUUAAAGAUUUCAACGACCUUCGGAUAAACGGAUUCUUUUGCAUGUGUGUGCAUUUUUAUUCGGCUUUUUAACGUAAACUUACUAAUUUUGUAACUAUUCGGGAAGCCAUUUUGUGUUCGAAAUUUUGGACUUUUUAAACCUUGUUUCCUUCUUUUAAAUAAGUUUUAAUUAACUAAACUUUGCUUCUAUAACGGUCUCCUGUUUACGACAUGUUUUUUAACUUUUUAAAACUCACAAGUUGUAUUUUUCAAGUCAUUCUUGGGAGUUCGCAACACUGACUAUAUAGUUGUCAACGAGGUUGUCAACAAAGCCGAGGCGAAAUGCGCCAAAGGAAGCCAUUUAAACGCUCAUUUCGUUAAAACGUUAUUAUUUUACAUAAAAAACAAGUGAAAAUUCCGUUUUCUUUAUGUGGUUUAUACUAAAACAAUUAGACAACUCAGCCUCGUUGUCUCUGAACGAAUAGUCAACUCGGCUUCGCCUCGUUGACUAUUCGCUCAUAGACAACUCGGCUUCGUUGUCUAAUUGUUAAUUAACUGAAGAAAUAAUUAAUUAUCCUCUGUUACAAUGUCUUGACAAUUUGUUCGGGCAAAAACCGCUUGGCCUUGAAAUUUUGAAAUACUUUUGUUUUACAACUCGAAGACGAAGUGAAAGAAAUGGUUUUAGAACCGGUAUAUCUAACAGAAAAGCUCAGAUAUAUUAUACAGAUGUUUAGUAGUAUAGUAAGUGCUUGUUGACUGCAAAUUCAUUUGUCUUGCGUUGCAAACUUUUCUGAACAAUUUAUAUUCUCAAUGAACACGUUUUUUCACUGUUGUUUCGGUAUUAAAUCUUUAAAAAAAGUUGUAUUUAAACUAAUUUCUAUGUAACAAAUGUAUUUUCCUAACCUGUCAAAUUUUUUUGAGAGUUUUUCCUUGUACUAUUAUCUUUCUCAAAGCGAAUAUUUUUCUUUUUUCUACUUUCACCAACGCAUCCAGACAUUCGAAGAGUAUCAUGGGGCCAGAGUGCUCAAACAACCCGAAGGAAUGUGCUUUGCAUUAUUGCGAUUGGACUCCCAUUAGCUUUACAGCGUGCUAAACAACACCAAAGUGAGGCAGCGUAUUAGUACAAUCUGCGGACAUGCAUGUUUCGGCGGUCUACGUCUCGUCAGUGCAGCUUGAUACACGUCUAGAUACGUGAUGAAAUCCGGGUAUAUACACAUGCAAUUGCUCUCACCAAGCGCAUGUGAUAUAUUAUAUUAUAUAUAUAUAUAUAUAUAUAUAUAUAUAUAUAUAUAUAUAUAUAUAUAUAUAUAUAUAUAUAUAUAUAUAUAUAGAUAUAUAUAUAUAUAUAUAUAUAUAUAAAUAUAUUGCACUUGUUCUGCCGAUAUUAAAAAAUGCUUUUUGCCAUUUUUUACGAGAUGUGCAAUUAUCAUGCACAUCUGACGUGUAAGUACAUGCAUUUCCUAAACAAGAAGGCAUAAUUAAUUUUUUUUUGUUUACAAAAUAUAAAUUAUGCUUGAUAUAUUGCUUUAUUGUGUCUGUUAAUGACCAACUUAGCGCGGAUUAUUACAUGUAAAAUUGGCAAAGAUAUUUAGGUAAUUACUGCAUGGUUAUGACUUAUUGGUAUUAUAUUCAGUUUUUAUGGUGGUAUGUUUGUGGAGUUUCGCCCUGCUGAUUUCACUCGUAGAUAAUUAAUUAUUUAAAGUCAUCUUUAUUGCCAUAAGUACUGCUAGAUUGUGCAGAAAACCUCUCUCCUCCGCAGAGCCUCCUUAAGUAUUUACAAAUAACUUACAUGAAUUUUCCUGAAUAAAAGUGAGCGCGCGCGGUGUGAUAGGAAGAUUGAAAUGAAGUUUGGGAGGCUCUGGCAGAUAAUGCGACGAAGUAUGGUUUUUGAACCAAACUAGUUGUUUAAAUUUUUUUAAACUUGAAAUCGACGGAAAUGUGAAAGAAAUUGAAAUGAAUCUUCAUAAUCUGAGUAUCAAAGUUCAAUAGAGUCAUUUUUAUAAAGAAAUGUUGCAAUUAAGAGGAUAUUUAUAAUUAGAUAGCUCGUAUCCAUUGAUAUUCGUUUGCAAUUUCUCAAUAUUUUUCGAUGCAAAUGGACAGAAGAAGAUAUUGAUAUUGAAUUCACUCCAGGAUACUCAAGUACGCCUGAAAAUGAAAUUCGAAAACAUGUUUUAACACCCCCGAUGGUUGAUCGAACUUCGCUACAAACGAUUAUACACGACGCCAUAUUGAUUGCAUUAACACGCAGAGGCUUCCUUUAUUUAGCUCUUCCCAUCACUCCUUGCGCGCUCACUUUUCCCUCACUAGAAACUUCAUGUAAGCCUCUGCGGAGGAGAGAGGCAGAAAACAGUGCACAUACUUGAGGAAACUUUAUAUCAUACCCAAAUAUUCGCGAUGCGAAUAAGAAUUAUAUUUACGCUAUUUCCAAUAACGCACUUUCAAUGAAGCAAAAGAAACGAGUUCAAAUGCAAUUUUUAAUGUUUUAUAGCUAUAUGCUUGUUUUAUAGAUUGAUGAACGUGAGUAGAGUAGUCAUUAAAAAUCGGAGACUUCGUCAUUAGAUAAACAUAAAUAUAUACAAUGAUAAUAUGAUUCGCCAACAUUUAUUUAUUCGGAUGUUUAGACAUAGAGGAAUGUGAAAAUGGCCAUGAUUGCCACGUGAACGCUACAUGUACUAAUACUGUUGGGUCGUAUACUUGUGCUUGCAAUAACGGCUUUUCGGGAAAUGGUACUAUCUGUGAAGGUAUGUAUUUAGACAUGACAUGCAGUCACUCAUCCAGGAAUGUAUAGUAACACUUUUCGAGUGGGAUUAAGGGGAACAGUAUGUUUUGUGGAUCCUAGGCUGUCACCAAACAUAUUUUCGGACGGUCCCGGCCAAUAUUAUACCAAUUGGCGUGGAGGAAAACAAAACAAAAAACAAAAUUUAGGAACGAAAAAGCUACAUAAUUCUUACUUCAUAAAGAAUUUCACGAGCUUCACCUGAAACACUCUUAUCUAGUAGCCUAAGAUGCAAAAGUAGAGGAACUUUCGUACUCGAUAUGUAAUAUUUUCAGGAUUUUUUCAGGUUUUUUAAAAGUAGGGACUCGUAUACUGUUAGUCAUUAUUUGCACUCCUUCCCUUGUGAUUACCUGCUGAAGGAGACCAGAUUGUUUCAGAAUUUUUCUGAUUGUUUCUGAAUUUUUUUCUUUCUACAAAUUAUGUAAUAAUAUACUCCAGAUAAUGGUGGGUUUGCAAUUUCAGAACCGAGUACAAAGUGAGAAAAAUCAAAUUUCUUAUCCUGCGCACAUUUUAAUUGCAAUGCCUAAUCUUUCCAUUAUUCAAAACAACCAAUUCAAUCAUUUUAGUGAACUAGAUACUGUAGGUUAUUAAUUUACAGAACGACGGUAGUAUACUAGCCAAAGUGUAUUUUUGACAACACCUCAAGACAUCAAUCUCAAUUUUUUUAGAUCUGCAAUGCUACAUAGAGUGGAUAUAUUUAGCGACCGCAUCUGAAAUUUAUGUUAUCGUUCAUGGAUCGAACAUCGCGACCCUGACAAUGGCUACAAAUGCGAAAUUGGAAUAUGACAGACUGACUAAAAGAAUGCUGUAUUUUACUGAAGAUGGCAAUACAUUAUACACCAUGAAAUUGGAUGGGUCUAAUAAAACAGUAAUUUCAACUGGUAUUCAAAUGGACGCUUUUACCAUUGAUUAUACAUCGCGAUUUAUUUAUUACAUCAGCCAACUUGAUAACGAUUUGAAAGGAUUUCCAUUGUCGGACAGCUCGAAUAUUUCCGAUCUGAUCCUUAAUUUAGGCAGCGUAAAGGAUCUUGAUUUUGAUGGAAUGUCUCGGUAA